Porites lobata is the source of this 4513-nucleotide messenger RNA. The record is from the annotation of a GenBank genome assembly. NCBI's taxonomy places the organism in Eukaryota, Metazoa, Cnidaria, Anthozoa, Scleractinia, Poritidae.
AUGGAGGAAGAAAGUCUACGAUCAAUGUCCAAAAGACUUGGCAUAACAUCCGGAGAGGUGUUGAAGAAAGCUGCUGAACUUCAGCGCUUAAUGGAUGUUCGUGGCUGCGCUAUGGCUUUAACUAGUGUGGCUAAACCGGUUAUUUGUCUGGAGAUCGCUGCUUUUGGUUUAAAUAUUCCUGUGGACAAGGUAAGCUUACGUACGUGUAAUAUAGACAGAAAUUCGCAUGAGUUUAAAUCUCUGAUAAUAAGCUUGCAUUUUUGCAGGUUUGGGCUGUAUUCGAAGUGUUUAUUGACGAAAUUUCCUUUUAAUUAACCCCCAUUCGCUACGCUUUCAUACUGUUCUUCAAUUUUCAUGCAUACAAAAACCAGACGUAGUUAAUCGAUAGGAUAGUGUAGAAUAGGGGAAGAAAUUGACAAUUGUGGCCUCACUUAUACAGGUCUGUCAACCCCGCCAAGUCUUUGAAUGUCGAGAAUUGACAGGGAAGGGAUGGUGGAUGACGUCACAACGUAGGACAUUCGCGCAAAAAAUACUCGUUGACUCCAAUCAUCACGAAUGCGAUGUCACAAAACGCGCGAUAAAGAUGUUGUUGGCAUUGUCAUGCUUACUUCCCACUAAUCACAUUAUUGCUUAUAUUACAAUGGCAUACAGGAGUUUAUUAGAAAACGUUUGAUGUUAGCAGUUAAAUAGCUCAAACAACGCAAAAGAAUUGAAAUUUUAUUGUCGCAAAGUCGAGUCUACAAGAAACGGUAAACUUCGGCGAUUAACCUUGAGAUUUCAGACUCUACUCUGGAGACUGGGAGAUUAUACGGUCCAAAAUCUAGAGUCUUCCGGAUUAUCCGGAAGAGUUGACAGCACUGCUUAUAGUGUUCAUGAAUUAAACCCCUAUUUCAGCCAUGACAAUAUCCCUUAGAGUUAUCCACAUAGAAAUUCUACUACAUAAAAUAUAAAACAAAUGCUAUUAUAUUACACUGUGUUGGAGUGUGGUCUCUUUUAGGGGCUAAAUAUGAUCUCUUUCUUAUUGGACCCAACCCCCAGGUAGGGGGUGGGGGUGGAGAAUGGGUGAUACUGCUAGGUACUUCAGAGGUAAAGUAGGUAUCCUGUGGCUCCCUUAAACCCUUUUUUUCUGUCUUUAGAAUGUGGCAAUUCGUCUUUCUGGAAUGACGAAGAAAGCGUACAUUCAUGCUUUCAAGACAAUAGAGUGUGUGCUGGGAAAACAAAAGGAGUUAACCAUUAAAGAUCUGGCAGUGCAAUUUGGUUGCAUGGAAGCUUCAAACCUGGCCCAUCAAAUUUAUCAAAGGUAGAAAUUAUGUAAUGAAUUUUUUAACCUACUUAACUUGACAAAAGAUGCCUGUGUAUUUUAAGGUUUCUUCUCUCUGAGUAAAUCCUGUCUUAUCUUAAUUCAUAUAGCCUGCAUUGCGGAUGCAAUCUAACCCUGCUGUUAGUAACAUUAACACAGCAGCACAGAGAUCCUUUUUGUGGGCCCCCUACAGACCCAACAAAUUACCCGAAAUGAGUUUCAAAUUUCCCAUUAACCUGAUGGGCAAAUAUAACAAUGGCUUUUUAGACGAGGCAAUCAUGGCGUGUGCUCAAAUCCUGGUAGACAGGUGGGGCCCAGAACAAUGAUUUCGGCACUGUUUUGCAGACGGAUGUAACCAGAGGUUAAGUUGCAGCUGUGGCCCAGACUAAUUUCAUAGAGACCACAACUUUAAAUGUUUCUGUUGUGUAUUUAAAUAAAUUAUUGAUACAGUCCUCAUAUAAGCCUGGCUGAGCAGGCAUCUGACUCAGCCUUUUGGCAUAGGAAUAUUGCAAAACCUGGUUUUCAGCAAAAGCAGUGGUUAUAACAAUACCCAUUACAGUGUAUGCCCAAAGUUGACCAAUUUCUGGCUUACACAUUAUUGUAAUGUAACAGUCAAGGUGUCUGCCGAGUGAUGGCUGUACCAAUCAAUAUACUGACCACGUGGCAACUCUAAGUAGCAACAGCAGAUAUCCUGUUUCAACAGAUGUACAAUAUCAGGUUACAGGCUCCCACACUUGCUUGAUAGUGAUACAUUUCACACGGUGCUGCACACACAGGCGGAUGUAUGGUAACGUGACAACCAAAAUUUCUUGGAUGGUAAAAUAACCAAAUUUUCUUAGCUGUGGGGCUCUGUUCAUGCCUGCUUUGCUCACACAUUGAGCUUUGCUUUCAACGUUUUCUUAACCAGGUAUAAAGAGGCCUUUGUCAAGGAUGUAGAAGAUAUCAGCCACCCAAUAUUUGUAGCAACUGCACUAUUCACAGCUUGCAAGUAAGUGAUUGUUUCUUUUGUUUUGUUGGUAAAAACACAGCAUUCUCAGAAUGACAUUAAAACCUUUACUCUUACGGUUAAGUAUAAUAUAAAGAUAUCAUAAAUGCAUAUUUGAGAAUUUUUUUGUGAAAGAAAUCCUAUGCUGUGACCAUUGAAAUGAAGCCUUUUCAGCAGUAACUUUGCAUUGUAAGUGACCUAUGUUUGUUAGGAAAAUUACUUGGAAUUUUUACCAGUUCUGACCUAUGAAAUCAAGGAUCUCUAUUAUUUAAGUCUUGUGCAAGUAGUAUCAAAUUUUUUUGACCGGGGUCAAAAGUAAGUCACUCUGACAGUGCUGAUUAAUUGGGAUGAAAAGAUGUAAACUAGGCUUCAUUACAACAUGUUACAACAUCAUUGAUCGUGGUAGAUACAGUUUAAGUUGAUCAAGGCAAUGUGCUAAUAAGAAAAUAAAAAUUGUGGUGGAAGUUUCUGACAGAAGCUUACAAUAUUUCUAUUAACAAACAUUUUUUAAAGGCAUCAAAAGAUUAAAGUUGACAAGACCAAAUUAUUGAAUCUGUUGGCUACCAAGAGGUCAACAUUUGACAGCCUGCAUAAGAAAAUGGAGAAAGUAAUUCCCACACUAGAAUCUGGUAAGCAGUCAGAAAUUUAUUAUUGGAAUAAUAAUAGAGUACAAAUAUGCAGGACCUAGUUUGUGAAGGUUUGUCAAAAUUGGCCAGCUAGAUCAGUUGUUUUGCUAAAUGGUAUGUACAGUAGUAUUUUGUGAUGUAGCAAAAUUUUUCAAAAGACUCGUGGUUCUUGCUAGAAAGACCGGUGUGACCAGCCAGUUCUGACUUUUGGUAAGCUCCCUUAUAACAAGGCCUUCCAAGGGGUAGAAGCAAUAGGCGACGUGGCCCAGAAAACUGGUGACAAUCCUCUCAGAAAGCACUGAUGAUUGGCAGAAAGGGAGAAAAGAACUGUAACACCAACAAUUCAGGCAACAGGCAAUCUCGGAAAUGACCAACAAAGCGAGGGCAUACUCCCCCCUCCCCUCCCCUGGAAGGCCUCUAACGUGUCCAACGUGGACUUGUGAUGAGGAAUGUAAAUUAUAGGAGCAUGGUAGGGUAAGUAUUUGUGGGCAGGGAUUUUUGUUGUCUAGUCUGGUUGGUAUGGCAUCGGAAAGUACAGAUUAAUGUAGUGUGGUUAAGAGUUAGGGUUUGUGUGUCCGUGACUCUCUCUAUACAGCAAAGACGUAACUACCAUACCAGUACUACUUGAUAGGCAACACCACUGCCAUUGGUGCUUAAAACUGUUCCAUUUGUGUCCAAGCUACCCCCACCUCCCACCCCCCUCCCCUGCUCAUUUGAGAACCUGAGUCAAGAGAGCCUACUUACAGGCAAUUAUUAUUGGACGAAGUUGAGCAAAAUAUCGUGAUUUGUUAGUGGCGAGCAGAUCAAUUCAACUGAGGCAAAUAACUGAUCUGCAAGACACUGACGAAUCACAAUAUUUUGCGAUAACUGAAUUCAAAUUGUUUUAUCAUUCGAUCACUGAGUUUGUUCUUAAUUAUUUGCAAAGCAAUCUGCUAGUUUCAUACAAGAGUGAUCGCAAGAAGGAGAAAAGCGUGGUUUCAUUUACGCAUGAACAGACUAUUAUUUGCAGCCAAACAGAGUUGGCCGAUAUUGCACAUGAGCAAACCAUUAUUUGUAGGCAGUUAUUUACAGGUCACUUGGUGGACUCUCGGCCAAUGAAAAGGAAGAAAAAUCUGUAUUAAAUACUACUAAGCCUGAAUUUCAGACGAUUACUUCGAGUCAUUUUCUCCUCUCAGCAAUGACAUUACUGAAGGAGUAAUAACGACUCGAAGUAAUCAUCUGAAAUUCAGGCUAUGAUCAUACUAGAUUUGACACCAUUCCUUCUUUUUGCAGCUGUAAACAAUAAAAGGACCUCCAAAAGAAGUUAUGGAUUUCUGGACAAAGUGAAUGAAAUUGUUGAAGGUGUGUUCCAAUUUCCUUUUCAUACAAUGAGAAUUUCACUAGCUUGAGACUAAUUGUUCAACUGAAAACCACUACAAAUGUUUAUACUCUUUAUGUUUAACAGACCAGUCUCAUUCAUCAAAACUUUCGAAGACAGACGAAGAGGCAACAGACCGAGAAGACAGAGACAAAGAGUAUGAGGAGUGGAAGCAAAAAAUUAUUGAAUCUGCAACUAAAGCCUUGUCUGCAGGAAAGAAAACUGUAGAAAAACAAAAGUCAUGA